UCUUUCUCUCUCUCCGCAUAAACCCUAGACCCAUUGCAAGUUGCGAUUUUUUUGGAUGAUUGUUUCGUGGAGGUCCUCUGAGCUUAUGAGUUAUCUGUAAUCAUAUGAGCCGUAUGGUAUUAGAGUAAUCCUCUUGCACUGCGCUGUUAAGGAGUUCUGCCUUUACGACUCCCUUCUCUUUUUUUGGGUUUUUGUAAGAAUUCGACAUCCUACGAGAAAACCCAAGUGAGAUUUGUUGCUGUAUCCCCGGUUGGAUUCUGGGUUCCCACAGUUUCGGUUUCUAGUUUAGAGAAUCGAUUCUGCUUAUGGAUUUGAAUACAUCUCUCAGAAAUUUUAGUCUCUUUUUGCUGCAACAUUUUCAGUAAUGGUGGAAGUGUGGUGGUCGCUUCUUGGAGCAGCGGUGCCUGCCCUUGUCGCAGGGCAAGCCAUCAGAAUGAAGAAGAGACGAGCUGAAGAAGGGAGGAUCAAGAGCGCUAGAGGAAGAGAGAAGAGUUCUGAUGAGAUAUUUGUGUGCGAAAGGGUCUGCACGUCGAAAAGGAUGUUGAAAAAGAUCGGAGCUUUCUCCAAGGACCCAAUUCCCGACACUUGUGUAACGGUGUGUGGAGUCUCCGAGCUCGAUGCCUGUUCCGACGCCUGUGCCCGUACCGUCUGUGUCAACAAUCAUCAAGUGCCUAACUGGAACGACAUUUGUCUCAGAAGGUGCCAAAGCGAGUGCCUUAGGCUCUCGUCUUCUCGUUCAGUUUAGAUUCUCUCUGUGUUUUUGUUUCGUUUACAGUUGAUCUGGAUUUAACCCACCAUUGUUCCGUGCAUCGUUGAUCUAGAUUUCAUCGUGUUUCGCUUCUA
Messenger RNA from Tarenaya hassleriana, 843 nucleotides. RefSeq lists its product as uncharacterized. The record is from RefSeq and is a predicted model, not a curated record. Bases 365 to 745 code for a protein of 126 amino acids. Lineage: Eukaryota; Viridiplantae; Streptophyta; Magnoliopsida; Brassicales; Cleomaceae. The transcript has 2 exons.